Schistosoma rodhaini is the source of this 6920-nucleotide messenger RNA. NCBI's taxonomy places the organism in Eukaryota, Metazoa, Platyhelminthes, Trematoda, Strigeidida, Schistosomatidae. The record is from the annotation of a GenBank genome assembly.
CAAAGCAAUUGAAUUUCAAAGUGACCGCUUCACGUCGCUCAAGGUCGUUUUAAGAGAUACGGCGGUAUUCUUUGAGCAAGCCUGUGGUCGCGCCUGUACUACAACUAUGGAUCGUGAUUAUGCUCCACUUUCGUCCAGCUGUGUUAAAAAUCUUGUGGAUAAGCUUUUUGAUAAACGCAAAUUGGCAUCCCAAGAAGUCGAAAGAGUUGUCAAAGAUUAUAUUAGUCAGGAUAAGCUUUCAGAUAUUUCUCGAAUCAUUGGAUACUUCAGCCAGGACUUUAUUCAGUCUGCCAACCCUCAUACUCGAAAAGGUGGUUUAUUUGGUCUAGCAUCUGUAGCUAUUGGACUAAAUGAGGACGCAUGUCUUUUUCACGGACCAAUAAUUUUACCCAUAAUUCGCACAUUCCAUGAUAACGACCCACGCGUACGACAUUAUGCAUGCGAAGCCCUUUUCAAUGUGAUGAAAAUAACUAGGAAAGAGACGUUAAAUUACUUGAGCGAUGUGCUUGAUGCCAUUAGUCGAGGUGUGUCGGACUCUGAUUCCUCUGUUCGUCCGUCAGCUUUACAAUGUGAUAGACUUUUGAAAGAAAUUAUCAUGGAGACUGAGAUUUGUGACUUAACAGAUAUUGUCUUAUUACUCAAAGAACGUAUUUAUACGAACAAUCCUUAUACUCGUCAGUUUAUUGUUUCUUGGAUCUCUACGUUGUAUGCUAUACCUGGACUAAAAAUUUCUGUUUACUUGCCGCAAUUAUUGGAUGGGCUUUUCCGUAUACUUGGUGAUCCGAAUCCGGACUUAAGAAGGCAAUGCGAAAUGCUUUUAACGGAUUUACUCAAAGAGAUUGAAGCUAAUCCAAAUGAAAUUGCAUUAGAUACAAUGAUCAACAGUUUAAUUGUACACUGUCGACUUUCAGCAACAGCUUGUGCUUUGGCUGAUAUUGCUUUAAAGCCAUCAUCUCCACGUAACUCCCAGUUUUCUAAUCUACACAAUUCAUCAAUCGUUGUUGACACAUCGGCUCAAAGUAUUAGUCUCACGCAAAAUGCUCAAAAUGCUUCUGAUUCUUGGUCUUUAAAAAGCGGAAAUAUUUGUAACGCACCAGAACAAUUGAAACAACGAGCGGCACUAAAGUGGAUAAAAACAUUUGUUGAAAUAGAUCCACACCAUAUGCUUCCAUAUGCUUCAGGAAUUAUUGGUGCUGUUCUUCCCUGCUUUAUGCUCUGUGGACCAUCUGAUGCUCUACAAGAAAGAAAAGUUGCUCUCGAGACAGCUGUGUGCAUAAACGAAACACUUUUGAAGGCUGUUAGAUUAUUCAAUUCAUGUACUAUGAAUAAUUCGGAUUCAUGCGAAUCGAAAGCUCACAAUGCAAUGGAUUCGCGCAGAGUCUCACUGAAUUCAGGAAACCAAAGUGAAUCUUCAAUCAAGUUUUCACAGGCUGAAAAUUCAACUAAACACUUCGCGGACUCAUCUCUUAACAUUACAACUGAUUCACUAUCUGGUGAACAAAACAGUUCACGAAUCUUGUGCACAGAUGCAAUCUUAGAAGCUACUUUUCAACUUCUUAAUAAUUCAAGUUUAUUUACUCGCUUGGCAGCACUACGCUGGAUUACUGUACUUGCAGAAGUUUGUUCAGCUGAUGUUUUUUCUCAUGUUGAUCGUCUUUUACCGGAAAUGCUCAAACUAGUUUCUGAUCCUGCUGAUGAAAUGGUGCAUUCUACUAUUUCAUUGAUUGGAAAACUCAGUCACCAUACUACUGCUGUUGGUAAUAAUUGUCACAACAAAGAAUCUGUUAUUUUACCUCAAGAACUGGUUAAGUUGCUUCAUGAUCCGGCUGUUGUGAAUGGACAAAAUAAUAGUCAGAUUUCUGAUUAUUCAGUUGAGAUUUCAUCUGAAGAAUCAUUACCGUCAUCAUCUUCUGUUCCGAAUACAUUUUGUUUACGAUUUCUUUUGGACUUGGUCGAAUUGUUUAACAAAGAUUCAGAAUUAUUACGGAGACGUGGAGAUAUGAUUAUUACCGAUCUCUGUCAAGUUCUUGGUGCUGAUACGGUUUACUGCACCGUUUCAACAAUUAUUUCUUAUAUUAAACCAUUGGAAUCUGCAUUUGUACUGGUACAAGCGUUGAAUCGAAUUCUUUUAACUCAACCAGUGUUACAUAAUUUCCGUAAACAAUUACGUUGUAUUAAUACGAAGGCCCAAUGUCAGUUGUUUGAAAAACUCUAUCGUGCUUGGUGUUUUAAUCCUGUUUCUCUGUUAGCAUUAUGUAUGCUGACUGAAAAUUACAAACAUUGUAGUCGUUUAGUGAAAUCAUUCGGAGAUAUUGUUAUUACCGUUGAAACUCUCUGUGAUAUGGAUCAGCUAAUUCAAAUGAUAGAAUCACCAAUAUUCUCCAGUAAGUUUAUACAUCGUUGAUAAUAUUGAGAAUCCUUUAAAUUAAUUCAUCUGCUUAUGUGCCCUUUUUCAUUACAUACUUGUCUGUUUACACAAUACCAUAUUACACUGUUUCUAAAUUAAGGUGUAAUCAGAUCAAAAUAGUUUUCGUGAAUUUUGACAGACAUGCGAAGGUUAUUUUACUGAAAUUGAUUCGGUGUUAGCGAAUUUUUUCAUGUAUUAGACUUCAGUUCCGACAAAUUAAGUAAUCUUGAGCAAUGAGAUAAUCAUAAUAUCGUUCAAUGUGUGAGCAUGUUAUCAUCACUUUUAUGAUUUGUGCGGUUCUCUCAUGUUUGCUUAGAGAAUAUUUUGAAUUCUAAGGUUUUAAAUGUACUCUGACAAGUUUAUUUUCAAUAUAUAUAUUCUUAUUGAGCCAACUCUUCUGACUGUAUGUAAACUUAUAAAGGGGGCUUCUAGUGAAGCGGAGUGGCUAGAAUCGGUUAGAUGCUCCAAAAUUGAGCUUUUGACUAACUUCUGUAAUCGUUUAAAGAGCCAGGUAAUGUAAUAUUUGAAGUUGCAUUUCGAAAAACUCUCUUUAUGUGGCCAAUAUAACCUGCUCCACAUGAGCAAAUAAAGUGAUAUAUGCACACUGAUUUCGCCCAAUGCGGGAGCUUAUCCUUCACACAACUUUGAAUCAUGGGCCAACUCGAAAAAAUAAUGUAAAGCUCAGCCGAAUCAAACAUUUUCCUCAGAGAUCUUGAAAGUUUGGGAGAAAUCAAUGUGCAUCUAUCACUUUAUUUGCUCAUGUGGAGCAGGUUAUAUUGGCCACACAAAGAGAGAUGUUCGAAAUACAUCUUCGAACAUUACACCGCCUGGCUCUUUAAACGGUUACAGAAGUUAGUUAAAAGAUCACUCUUGGAGCAUCUAGUCAAUUCUGGCCACUCCGCUUCACUAGAAGCCCCCUUUAUAGGUUUACAUACAGUCAGAGGAGUCGGCUCAAUAAGAAUGCAAAUGAAAAAUUUACGUACAGCACAGGCUAUUGCUAUCCACCAGUUUUAGCUUAACCUUUGCCUAGAAAAAUAGUAUGCCCAAUCCCUCAUUCAUCCAUGACCCUAACCUCGCUUUCUAUCUUCCAUAAUCUAUCUUUUUUAUUGGUUUUUAUCUACUUUAUCAUUUCUACUCCUUUCCAGUUGUUUUCACAACCAUUAUCUAGCAAUCAUACUCGGCGCUCAAUUUUCGUCAAGCUAUUCGUUCUAAUCUUGACGAAUAUUCGUAUAAAUCAUUAUAACUUUUUAUAAUUCUGUUCUUAAUGGUUAUCAAGUGGACAAUUAUUUCACCUUACCAGUAUUUAACUGGCCGAUUAUCAUAUAACUUCCUUUCAAUAUCUGAUUUUCAAGUCGUGACAACAUAACAUCCCAGGUUUUUUGUUUAACUAGCUGCUUUCUAUCUCAUUAUAGAACACUAUUUUAGUAAAUAAAAUUGACUAUUUCUACGCAGUUUGGCAUAUACAUACGUAUGAUAAACUUCGAAAUAUUACUCACUAAAGAAAUACAAUAUACAGUUAAAACGCAAUGUUUCAUUUUUCAGGUCUUCGGAUGCAUAUGCUUGAUAAACGAUUCAGUGCUGAUCUUCGCGAAACCUUAUAUUGUCUACUUAUGUGUCUUCCACAAACAGACGCCUUUCAGACACUUUGGCGACGCUUACAAUGCUUGCCACCUGUGGAAUACAUUUCAGAUAAUCCAGUGUAAUAAUUAUUUUCUUUAGUUUCUAUUUAUUUACAGAUGCGCUUUGCAAUCAUAAGAUCUGAAACAUAGAGAAUUAAAUAUUGACUUGGAGCGUUAUUAAAUGUUAAGAAUGAUCCACAUGAUAUAACAAGAACUCAUUUAAGUAUAUCUGGAAGCGAUCAACAUUUUAUUUUCCAGUGUUUGGAAUCUUAUGAUUAUCUUUCAAGAGUUAUAUUACCUUGAUAAUGUUUUAAAACGUUAAGUCUUUUAAUGAGAUACAGGGUAGGGAUUUUCGGAUUACUGUUAUGACUGACUGUUUUUGUUCUUUUCUAUUGAAUGCCAAGUUUAACGAAUUCUCUAUUGAUAGUAGUUAUUCUGUUCCGAUUUUUGCGUGUGUUGUAUGAUUUAGUAUGGCUCUUUCCCAACUUUCGAGCUUUUUAUGUAUUACUUGAAUCCGCUAUAAGUUAAAUGCAUUUUCGACCACAUGACUUCACACCCAAUGACUUUUUAUAACAAAUGUGGGUAACUGUUUAUGCUACUUACUAAUAGAAAGUAGUUUGACAUCCCAAGCUUUAAUAAAAUGGAGUCCACGCGAGUGUUUAGUGUAAUAAGAGCAAAGUUGUUAUAGUGGACUAUUAUUCAUUCGAUUUGUGCAUAGUGAUUUAGUUAUCUUGAAUGAAAUUUACAUGUUGAACUAACAUUUAUUAUUAUAUGGUAUGAGUUUUAAAACCAUUACUUUUUGUAUUGAUCCACUCUUUUUUAAGUAGUCGGAUUUCAAAUGGUCCCCAGUCGGCAGAGAAUGUAGUUAAUGUGUACAUCAACUUUAAUGAGUUAUUUGAUUACUUUCAUUCAAUUCAGAAGCAAUCUGAUGAAUAUCGUUUGAUGAAAAUGAUAAAUUACAAUAGGAAUGGAGCACAAAAUCAAAAUAGUUAUACAAUAUCAAAUGAAAAUCGUUCAAAUAGAGGUAGUCUUGGAAACGAUUUUAAUAAACUGGCUGUCUCCGAUGAAAAGCCAUCUGAUAAUAUAUAUGCAGCUGAUAUUCAGAAGAAAAUUGAUUCUAAUACCACUGUUUGUUCAGCUAAUGAUUAUCUUACUGCGAGUUUUGCCAAUCUAGGAAUAAAUAUUGACUACGGUGCCCCAUUGAAUAUCGUUGACUAGCUGGGUUUUUGUCCAAAUUGUUUGUAUGUUGAAUAUGAUGCUUUUUAUUGCCUUUUGAAUUUUUAUCUUUACAUACACAUGACUCUAGGUAAUCACAUCUAUGUAUAUGUACUUUGUCAGUUUGUUAUUUUUUAAUACUUCUGAAACUGCAUAUAACUGGUAAUUGAAAAUAUGAUACAUUUACAGUCACUUCAUUUAUCUUAACUUCUUCGUAAUUCUUAAAUAUGAUUUUUCUUCAUUACCAGUUUUUUGUCAUUUUACCAACUGUGAUCAAUAAUACGAUUGAACUUCCUUGUUAGCUUUCUUUUACGACAGAUAAUUUUCAUUCCCAUAACGCAUUCCUUUUUUCUUUUGUUGUAUACAUUUGAUACUUUAUACAAUUUAUUUGUAUGGAUGUGCGGAGUUGGUGUUAGUCACGUGUGAUGAGGUAGCUCGUAAGUAUUGCUCUAUUUCAUAUAGAUUAGAGACCCAACUAGUGGAUCUUUAGAGUGUGUAUGUGUACAAAUAGGAUCGAUUGUUGGGUGUAAUUUGUAACAUUGCCUAUCAAAUUUGACAAUCCUGUUUAAAUCUUCCUCCCCAGGUUUGGCGGUUACAACUUUAAAUGUAUGGGAAAGAGCUUAAUUCUUUUCAGGUAAAUAGUUUAAUUAUAAAACUUAAGGAACUUUUAAAAUGCUUAUCAAAAUUUAGGACCUUGUUAUUUUGAAGUAUGGGAGCAUUCUUUACUGAUAUUGCAAAAAAAUUUCAUUGACGUUUUAAUAUCUAGUCUCUAGACAUAAAAUUGUUACUAAAUUCGAGAGGAAACUGUGAUGUAUUGUUUAAAUUCAACUAAUAUUACAAUCAUUUUGUCUAAUGAUUUCGCAUCAACACUUUUUCAAAGAUCUCUCAAGUUAGUCUCUUAAUUUUUAUUGUGUUUUCAUUUUCGUAGCUACUUUCAGCUUUCUCAACCAUUUUAAUGUUCGGUCAUCUAAUUUCAUCACAUUCCGACUCGAAAGAAUAAAAUUAACUGAUAAUCCAUCAUAAUUUUACUCGAUGUGUUCUGCUCAUCAACACGGGGGCUUGGUUUUAGAGAGAAAAACUGAGACAUUUUGUACAGUCUUUUGAAUUGUCGUUUUGGAUCCAGUAUUUCAUAUAAAAGCACAGGCUACUAAUUAAUGUCGGUUUUGCUAUGACUUGUAACCGCUCACUAAUAUCACGUGACAAAGACGUCUAUUGAAAUCCUCUAUGGCACUAAUAACCUUGAGUAAACCCUAAGCUCUUAUCGGUCCUCGAUCUGGUAGUUCUCCCUACCCUGUCUUUGAGUCCAGAACAGAAUAAUCAGGCUCCAUCAUACGAAUAUUAUAUUUCAUGCAUACGUAAUUUAUAUACAGAUACGUACCCGACCACAACACAUCAUAAAGUGAAAAAUAAAAGCUAUACAUGAUCAGGCCAGAAGGUGGCUAUGAGUAAGGGAGACACUAUAUUAGUCAAACCAAACCGUCUAUGGUCAUCACAGGAUGAUUUUGACCCCUUCUUAUAUAUUGGGACAAUAAGUGAUUGUGACCAGUCACAUGGGAUUACAUCCAGUUUCCAGAUUUUAACUAAAACUGGACCACCAUCCUUAAAAACCUAUGGAGUUAAUCCAUGUGAACCAGCUGCUAUUCAUCAUUUCAGAUCAGCCAUAGCUUUUUAAACUUCAA